GAGGCUGCUGAUGAUCAAGCCUUAUCUGAAAGAUUUUCUUCCCAAAAGAAAGCAGAAGAGCUUAUUAUUGGAAAACCAUUUGAUUGAUCUUCUUUGCCACUGUUUACCAUAAAUUUACUUUUGUACUUUUCCUUCCAACAAAGUAACUGAAGCAGAAAAACGUUGACAAUGGUGAAUCUUUCGUCUGCCUCCAAGACGAGCGGCAGCAGCUCUUUGAAGAUGUUGGUGUGGUAUUCCUUCUUUGGCAUUCUCCAUGAGCUUGCCCACGCCUCAAUGGCCCUUUGGAUGUUGGGCUUUGAGAACUCGGGUCUGGACACGCCAAGGAUCUUUGUUCUUCGAGCUGCAUUUGGCCGUGCCUGUACCAUCCCUUCACUCUUGGAAGCUACUCCUUGGGAAGCCGCUUUGGUUCGCCAUGCCGGAUGGAUCUUCAGCCUGGCAUUGGCUCUUGUGGUUGUGGCCGCGUUCCCUGGAAGAAAGGUUGGUGGUGCCUUGCAGAUGGCGGCUGUUGUGACUGCCUUGGAAGCAGUGUGCACAGAUUUGUUGGGCGUCGGAGUGGUCAAGGGGGUAUCUGCGGCUACCCUGUUCUGUGGAAACUUUGGAGUCAUUCUGCUUCAUCCCUGUUGGACCAACACUCCAGGUGACAACGGAAAGACUGCACUGGAUCUGAUCGAGAAGAUGAUUGAAGUGACCAUGAUGCGUGGGGCCCAGACAGGAGGUGUUGUGGCCUGGGUCAACAAGACUCCAACUACGGUGGCACCCAUUCGCUGCCGUGUGGUUAAUGGAAAGCGCACGGAUUUGUCUGAAUUACUUCGCAAAGAUAUGAAUAAAAAAAUGUGCAAAGGCGGUAGCCUCAAGCCAUCCAUUCGGGCCUUGAUGGGGCAUACCCGGUUUGCGACUUCCUCCAAAGCCACCAUGGAUGGUACUCAUCCCCACACUUGGAGUGCGCCUGAAUUCAGACGUAUCUAUCCAAUGGAGGAUGCCAAGCUCUGGAAGAGUAGUGAGCCUGUACCCGUGGUUCGAAUGGAAUCGAAUUAUAUUACACACAAUGGAGAUCUUGACUUUUUCAAGGUCAAUGGGGAGCAUAACGACCUUGAUACCGUCCAGAAAUGGUUGGAACUGGCUACCGGUCACAAAAUGCCCUGCAGUGUUGAUUCAGCAGCAAUCGCCGGUUUGAUUGAUAUUAUUCGCGCAGCUGGAUGCUUUGGAUUGAGUAUGCGAUAUGCCUUCUUGGUCUCCUGCAAGGGAAGUAACAUGAAAACGGAUGCACCUCUCCCGACCUACAAAACAUACGAAGAUCUCGGAAUGGAGUUCGAAGCCGGUCUCAAACAAUUCUGCAGCAAGAACGGCUACGGCUUGAACGAUUUGAAGCGGAGCCGCACACUCAAACGGAAGUUCGUUGACCUCAUGGUGACAGCUCUCGCUGACAGUGCCCGUUUCAAGAAUUCUCCUCUCCGACGCUGCGUUGUUGUGAAAGGAUGCUCAUUGGAAGGGGGGCAGUCAGACAGCCCUCCUAUCAGUAUGCACGAUUUUGUGGCCAAGACUGUGGAAGCUUUCUUCUACAACGAUAUUUACGGUACAACUAAAAUCUUCAUGAAGGAUGCUGUUGGUUCCUUUGGGUUGAUGGUGACUACCUCCAUGGAAGCACAGCGCCAAAUCUGUAUUGCCGCCCGUGGACAGCCCAUGUCAAUUGUCUUUUAUCCCGACAAGGGAAUUAUCACCUAUGGAUCUGAGCUGGCGGCUGUCAAAGCAGGUUUGACCUUCGACGCCCCCAAGGAGAUCCCCAAAGUAAAGCGAGAUGCACAUGGAAAGUUUGAUGUCACAAAGGAAACCUGUCGGUUUGACUUGGAUGACCUCGGAGGCGAAGUUGUGUUGGUGGAUUUCUCCGAAAAGGCUGCCGACGGACGAUCCAUAGCCCAGAUCAAGGCACACCAAGAAAGCAAGACUACGGGACCCUACUUGAAGGAACGUACCACGCUAUUGGAUAACAACGAGUUCUUGCUCCCUCUCACAACAACAACCAAAGACCCCAUCUUGACGGAUAUCGAAAGCAUCCCCUACUACCUGGAGCAGGUGCAAUGUGACUGGCGUGAAGGCGGGCUCAAUCGUAUAACUGCCUGGAGUCUUGGCCGAUGCCUCCGACGUCGCCUCAAGGAUCGCAUCGACGGCAAAAUCCCCGUCAAUGGUUCCACCGUGGAUGUUUUGAUAACUGGCUGCGAGGUGUCCCUUUGGCUCGGAGAACAGUUUGCCAGUGACUUGCAAAAGGCUUUCCCAAAGCUCUUCAUCAAGGCCACCAGCAGCAACAAGCUUCUUGGAGUUUUCGGUCAAGAACUAGCUGUCCCCUCCAUUGGUUUCCCCAUGUCCGAUAAAAUGCCCGACCUCAAGGACACCAUUGUCAUCAUUGUGAGCCAUUCCGGUGGGACCUUCGCCCCAUUGGCAGUUUCAAACCUUUUGCAGAGUUUCACAAACAACAUCUUUGUUGUAAGCAGUGAAUGGGACACUCAGAUCGGAAAGCAAUUGCGUGGAAUGUUCGCAUCGGAGAAAGACAUCAUGGCAAGCCGUGUUUUCACUACCAACAUUGGUGUUCGCCCAGCAGAACCUUGCAGCCUAAGUGUUGCCGCAACCCACCAGCUGUUGACGCAGAUCUUUGAAUACAUGUGCAUGGUGGUAUUGAGUGAUCAACACUUCAGACACUUGGCUGGUGCUGCUGUGACCGAGAGGGAUCUUCAGGCUUUGGAAAGAUGCAACCGAGACAACAUUUUCGCUCUUGAAACCAUUGUCGGUAUGGAUGCUUACGGCGAGAGAAAGGAUACUCUGGUGAAUUCAGAUCUCAAGGAAGCUGGCAGUUUGUGGGCGGAUCAUAUUUUGGAGAAUGCAAGAGCCUACAUCAUGUCUUUUGUUUACGUGAUUGUGACGGUGACAGUUGGGUACCCGAUCAUCUCCGGCAUUGCAACUGGAGCUGGUCUCGAAGCUGAAUGGGCCUUUUACAUCACUCGCUUCUUUGACGCCCUUAUCUACUUCUUCCUUCCUCAGAUCAACAUCAUUAUCAUAAGGCUGAUACAGGGACGGGAUCUGCGUCACCGAAUGGUGGGCCGGACUGCUGUCAUUGGCGAUAUUCCAUGGGUUGCCCAGUCUGCCGAAGCAUUCCUUUCGAAAAUUUUUGCCCGCUCAUAUUCGAUUGCUGGUCUCAACGUUCUCUCUGGAAAUCCUGCCGACCACUUGGUCCACCGGCAUACCCACCGAGUAGUACGCGGGGCACUGUUGGUCUGUGGACGACCAGACGGUCGACUAACUGCCCUCACAUCCGCUGAAUGUGCUGUGAAUCUAAGCGUUAACCAGGCUAGCAGCAUCCAAAGCAUUGACGGAACAUGCGAAUCCAUCACCAUUGGCCACAAUCCCUCCGAACUCAGUCUUACCAAGAAAGACAUCGCCUUGGCUUCAGUGCGCCCUGCAUUCUUGUGUGAGAAAAUUUUGGGAACCAUCGAUGAAGAAACAUUGAGAAAACAGGCAGCGUUAGCGUCGAAGCAGGAGGCCAAGGGGAGAAAGCUCAACAAAAAGAUGCAUUUCAUGAAAUCCUCCACGGACAACACUUCGGACGAUGGUAAGAGCGUGGACUCAAGAAGUUUGGAUUCGAGCACACAUCGCAGUUCGCACAAUUUGAAGGGUUUGUAUCUGGGCCUGCAGGAGAAGUCGACUAGAAUGAUGAUACGGGAAGCUUCAAAGCGAACUAUGCAAGAGUCGGAACGCUCUAUCGCGUCCCCUUCCAAGCCCGAUGUGGUUGUCGUUCCAGAACCAAGCAGGGAGCUUUCGACUGCGUUCGAAGAUGCCGGUCCUGAACUCUCCGUGGAGGAGGAGGUUCUGCACAGCAUGAUCCAAGAAAACCAAAAAUCAAAUGAGCUCCGCGAACUCUUCAACAAAUUGGACGACGACGGCAAUGGUACGGUCGAUCUGGAAGAGUUUAUCAAGGCUUACGAAACUGUGAACAGUGGUCUUCCUCGACAUGAGAUUGAAACCAUCUUUCGUGAGGCUGAUGUCGAUGACUCGGGCGCUUUAGACUUUGAAGAGUUUCGCCAGGUCAUGUCUUUCAGCGAACUGGACGUACUCCGCAAGCUUCAGCAGGCGGCGUUCCGCGACGACCGUGGGAUGAUGCAAGUUCACGCUAGCAUGGAGAACUAUUUUGGAGAGUCCAUGGGCAACGCGCAGUCCCUUUCAACAGUUGGUGACUUCGCAAAGUCCCAGAGCCAGCACUUGAGUAUGGAACUAUACGAGUCGCGAGUUGCUUCCCUCCAACGUUUCGUGGCCAUGUGUGUGAUGUUCCAUCAAACAGGAAAGCAAGUGCAAGACUUCUUCCCCAAGUAUACGUUCGGGUUGAUGAACUACAACAUGGAACGCACCCACAGCAUCAUGCGCAUUGCCACCACGGCAAGUCCAGUCAGCGGCGACGCCGUGCGUGGCCAGAUGGAACGAUUGCGUUUGCGUGCCCGGUACCAGAGCGCUGUACAUGUGAUUGAAGGAGCCUGGGCAACAGCCGACAUGCAACACAUGAAAAGAUUGAAAGAGCAGUGGCGACAGAACGGCCGCCGCCGAAAGAGUGCCUUGGACGUGAGCCUUAGCAGUCGCCUCUCCCUGCAAAACAGCACAGAGUUCGGUCAGCGGUCUUCUUCCGGAUUGGACGACAGCCAAAGUAGCGGUCGGUCCUUGCUUGCCACUGUUGCUGCACGAGCCGCUCAAGAACGAGCCGCUGAAGAAGGGGGCAAGAUGUCCGACAGCGAUUCCGACAUCAGCUGUUAAGCAAUGGGCAGCCUGACUGUGCCUUGCUGACUGAGAAAGCAAGAUCCUCGCCUCUUUUUAAAAAAGACCUUACCGCAUCAUCCCUUGCAUGCUUCCGUCCGAAGUCUUCGUUCCCUCAGGCCUCAACAGGACGGCGACAAAUCCAAUGCACGCUCUUCACUCCUCACUCCAAACAAUGCCAACAUUAGAAAGCCCAAAUACUAGCAUGCUAGCUCCGGUAGGAGAGCACCACUAACAGUUUCAUUUGAUCCCCAAAUACACCACUAGCUAGCUAGCUUGUGUUGUUCUUGUGAUGGGAUAACCACCGUUUCGUUG
Messenger RNA from Seminavis robusta, 5103 nucleotides. The record is from the annotation of a GenBank genome assembly. NCBI's taxonomy places the organism in Eukaryota, Bacillariophyta, Bacillariophyceae, Naviculales, Naviculaceae.